AUGACGUUACCACCAGGGUAUGUUAAGGUUAAUAUUGAAGUUGCUAUUGUGCCAAAUGCUUCAUUGCCUAUAUCUGUUGAUGGUGGAGAUGUAUCCCUGGUUGGUCAUGCAAUAGGAACAAUUUUGCCUUGGCCAAUGAAACUUCUUGAAUUUGCUGCUGAAUGUAAAAAGAUUCCUGAUCAAUCCCAAAUCAAAGGUAAGAAUAUUCAACACACUGUUGAAUAUUCAGUUUCAUCACCUAACAAAAGCAACAAAAGGUUCAAAAUUGAAGAGUCUCCUAGAGUUGGCGGUUCAACUGGUCUUGCAAUUUUACCAUUCCUUGAUAUAUAUUUGUAUGACAAGUUUAUUAGUCCAAAUGGAUUAAUAAAUAAGUUCUCCUUCAUUUCCCCACAUGUAUCACGGGAGGAUAAUCUAGGAUAUGCUAUAGCAAAGAUACUCUUGAAAGAUGAGGAGUUCAAGGAUAAGAUGAUUCUUGCACCUUGCAAUCUAGGGAAACAUUGGGUGUUGCUUGUCAUCAAUCCCGAUACUGAGGUGAUAUAUUACAUGGAUCCGUUGAAUGGUGAGCUAACAAAACAUCAAAAUUUAAAAAUAAAGUUUGAGAAGUGA
Messenger RNA from Vicia villosa (hairy vetch), 606 nucleotides. RefSeq lists its product as uncharacterized. Gene Ontology annotation, molecular function: cysteine-type peptidase activity. Gene Ontology annotation, biological process: proteolysis. The record is from RefSeq and is a predicted model, not a curated record. Bases 1 to 606 code for a protein of 201 amino acids. Lineage: Eukaryota; Viridiplantae; Streptophyta; Magnoliopsida; Fabales; Fabaceae. The transcript is spliced from 4 exons.